This is a messenger RNA of Beauveria bassiana ARSEF 2860, 1560 nucleotides long. RefSeq names its product STAM-binding protein. The transcript is spliced from 3 exons. Gene Ontology annotation, biological process: protein K63-linked deubiquitination. The record is from RefSeq and is a predicted model, not a curated record. Lineage: Eukaryota; Fungi; Ascomycota; Sordariomycetes; Hypocreales; Cordycipitaceae. The coding region runs from base 1 to 1560 and encodes 519 amino acids. Gene Ontology annotation, molecular function: K63-linked deubiquitinase activity; protein binding; metal-dependent deubiquitinase activity. Gene Ontology annotation, cellular component: endosome; membrane.
AUGGUCGCCUCUUCCACCAUGCGGCCUGGCAGACCGCCGAGCAUCCAGGAGCUUGUUGCCCAGGCCGAGAACUUUGCCUUCAACAUCAAUAUACCGCUGCGGCACUGGAUAAGAACAGCAGAGACACUAUGCCAAGAGGCCGCGUUUGCCAUGUCCGACAGCGAUUACGGCCGAGCCUACAUGAUGCUAUACCGGCACUCUGUUCUUGUGCUGAACUACCUAGUCAUGCAUCCCGAGUACAAAGAUCCUCUUGGUCGCAAGUCGGUCAAGGCCCUGCAAGCUCGCAUUGGCGAUGUCAUUCAAGAGCUGGAAAUGCUCAAACCUGCUAUUGAGGCCAGCCGCCAGGAAUGGGAGCGAAUGCGGCCCGAGAAACGACAACGACCCAUUUCGACUGACGGUGCAGCGCCAUCUUAUUCCGCAUUCGCGGCGCAGGAUCCUACUCUCCAGCGCCAGACGACCAUUCUCGACGCCGCGGAUCACCAGGACUUGGCCGUAGACCUGGCCCAGGAAGAGCUUGACCGCCGGACGCGCGUGCGCCGGACCAAGCAGGAUAGCUACAACUCAAGAACCAAAUCGCUCAGACCCUACUUUGAUAGUUGGCGAAACGAUUACCUGAGCAAAACGGAAGAUGUUGAUUUGCAACAACAAAUGGCCGCAGUUCGCAACAACCUUGAUCGCAACACGGAGGCAGUCAAUGAGGCGGAUCCAUAUGGCCAUGGUCUAUCAAGUACAGGGAAGUACCAUUAUCCGUCGGUUUCUAGACCAAAGCCGAUAGAUAUUCCGCGCGAGCAGCAGCCUGCGGUGCCUCCCAAAUUCCCCGCUCUGGUCCCGGAACGGCCGCCCAAAGAAGUGCCGCAGAGAUGGCACGCAAAUGAAGAGCCUCCUGUACCUCCACCCAACUACAAUCAAUCACUCGGACCAACUCUACCUCCAAAAGCACCUCUGUCAGCGCCCGCAGUGCCCAAGAAAGAGCGGCUUACUUUCAAGCCGGGCGCUUAUCUGGAAAAUGGAGAUCCUAUCAGAUCAAUGUUUAUACCCAGCAAACUUCGAAGGACAUUCUUGGACAUUGCGGCAAAGAAUACGAAAGCAGGUCUUGAAAUGUGUGGGAUCCUCUGCGGGAGCCCAGUCAACAAUGCACUAUUUGUGCGUUGCCUUGUUAUCCCUGACCAAAAGUGCACCUCGGAUACUGUGGAGACGGUGAACGAGGGCACUCUGGCCGAGUAUUGCAUGAAUGAAGAUUUGCUCGUGCUCGGGUGGAUUCACACGCACCCGACACAGACUUGCUUCAUGAGUUCGCGAGACCUGCAUACCCAUGCUGGCUAUCAAAUUAUGAUGCCAGAAAGCGUGGCCAUUGUUUGCGCGCCCAAGUUCAACCCAUCCUAUGGCAUCUUUCGAUUGACGCACCCGCCUGGCCUGAACCAUAUUCUCGAUUGCAAACAGACGAGUACAUUUCACCCACACUCCAUUGAUAACCUGUACUGCGAGACGGAGCACCCAACAGGACACGUUUAUGAGAGUGAUAAGCUGCCAUUCGAAGUACAGGAUUUGAGAACUCAAUAA